AGAUUAUAUGCCACAGUAUUUUCUCUCUUAAAUUAUCAAAUUUAUAUAUCAUCAAAUCUAACCAAAGAUUUCUUGGAUCGACCAUCUCAUCAUCGUCCCCUCUCUCCCUCUCCUUUCCAGCCUACCCAUUUCCUACUCUUACAUUACAACUUACCUUCCUUUUUGUGUAAAACCCAAAGAAGAACUUGUAUAAAGAAACUGAAUAGAGAACUAACUAGCUAGAAGCUGCUCUGUUGAUUAUCAUAGCAUGAAGAAACUUGACUCUCUUUUCUCAUCAAUCUCUUUCGUAGUCCGAUUCGAAAACGAACAGGAAGAAUAAGAAGAAUCUUGAAGGUGAGAUUAUAAAGAUUUCUGUAUCUUGUUUCUGAACUUUUACAGAUGGGCAGGUUUUUACUUGAAACGCAAGCAACCCCGGCUAUUUCAGCUACGGAUGCAAAUCCUAGAACCUUAGGAGACUCUACCGGCAACAACAAGAAUAUAGCUAACAUGGAUACAAACAUGGUGAUCAUACUAGCAGCUCUUCUAUGCGCUUUGAUCUGUGCUCUUGGUCUCAAUUCGGUCUUGCGCUAUGUCUUACGCUGCACAAGAAGGUUCACGACCACCGAAGAACUAGUUGACAACAACGCAAACGCAGCAAAGGGGAUUAAGAAACGGGCGUUGAAGCUGAUUCCCGUUGAUUCAUACAGCCCUGAGUUAAAGAUGAAAGCCACCGAGUGUUUGAUCUGUUUAGGAGAGUUCCUUGAAGGAGAGACAGUCAGGGUUAUGCCCAAAUGUAAGCACGGGUUCCACGUCAAGUGCAUCGACACUUGGUUGCUGUCGCAUUCCUCUUGCCCCACUUGUAGACAAUCACUCCUCCAACUUCAGACUCCGGCAAAUGGUUCCCGGCGGGAUGAUGACAUGGCAAUGUUGUAAAUUAGAGCUGUUUACAGUUAGGGAAGUUUCAUCCAGAAUUUUUAGUCAUAAUCUUGUAAGUUUGGUUUUGAGAAUUUUUUCCGGGUUCGCCUUACUUGGUUUUGAGGUUCAGAACCUUGCAUAUAUUUUAUGUUUUUAAAAGCAAAGUUGAUAAUAACCUUGGGAAAAAAAACUGCCGAGGUUCUUACUGACUCA
This is a messenger RNA of Capsella rubella, 1107 nucleotides long. RefSeq names its product RING-H2 finger protein ATL73. The coding region runs from base 379 to 912 and encodes 177 amino acids. Gene Ontology annotation, molecular function: transferase activity. NCBI's taxonomy places the organism in Eukaryota, Viridiplantae, Streptophyta, Magnoliopsida, Brassicales, Brassicaceae. The transcript has a single exon. Gene Ontology annotation, biological process: protein ubiquitination. The record is from RefSeq and is a predicted model, not a curated record.